Messenger RNA from Annulohypoxylon maeteangense, 1443 nucleotides. RefSeq names its product cytochrome P450. NCBI's taxonomy places the organism in Eukaryota, Fungi, Ascomycota, Sordariomycetes, Xylariales, Hypoxylaceae. The record is from RefSeq and is a predicted model, not a curated record. Bases 1 to 1443 code for a protein of 480 amino acids. The transcript is spliced from 4 exons. Gene Ontology annotation, molecular function: iron ion binding; heme binding; oxidoreductase activity, acting on paired donors, with incorporation or reduction of molecular oxygen.
AUGGACCUGAUCCACGCGCUUCUCGAUGCGGCGAAAUACGCUGUGGGCAUGAUCUUACCGCUGGCACUUUUCAUUGGGAGUUAUCGGCUCGCGUUCCACCCUCUUCGAACCUUCCCAGGCCCCUUCAUCGCCAAGCUCACCGAUGCAUACGGCGGUUACCAGGUGAAGCGGAAACGGCUCCAUCUUAAAGCGCAUUCCGACCUUCAGAAAUACGGUCCCGUGUAUAGACAGGGACCUAAUCGCCUUGUCUUCAACACGGUGGCGGCUCUUGGCGCAGAUUUGAGACGGCAUGCCUCGAUUCGCAAAUCACACGUUUACACCUUCACGUCGUUCAGCCGUGUCCCACAUGUCCUGGGGACGGUGGACCCGGAACCCCACCGAAUGAAGCGCAAUGUCUACGGACGUGUCCUCUCCAGCCAUUCCCUGCAGAGAUUCGAGCCGACGAUGCGCGGCGAGGUCGAUGUCUUUCUCCGAAAGCUCCUCGAGGCUGCCGAGGCUGGCCCGGUCAACAUGACGCCCCUUGUGUACAUGGCUUGGCCCGCCAUUCGAGCCUUGGAUCGGAUUGUUAUGCUGCUCAACAUGUCCAAGCUUCUCACAGCCGGAAGGCUCCUCAAGAAUAUCAUCAAAAGGCGGGCUGCCAUUGAAGAGAAUUCGGGGAGGCAUGACUUUUGGGCCGUUGCUUCGACAAGCCAUUCCGAAUCCGAUUCAGCAACAUCCAACUCGAUCGAAAAGAGCCAAGUAUGGGCCGAGGCUCUGUUUUUCUUUCCCGCAGGCGGCCAGACAUCCUCUUGCGCCCUGAGCGCUGCCUUCUUCUACCUGUCUCGCUACCCUCUUGUCUACACUCGUCUUGCCGCCGAAAUCCGCGACACCUUCUCAGACGGGUCCCUCAUACAGGGUGGGCCGCAGCUCCUCGGUUGCAAGUACCUGCGCGCUGUCAUCGACGAGACGCUCCGCAUGUCGCCACCCACAACGGUGAUGCCCUGGCGCGAAGUGGACCGCGAUCUCUCAUCCAAAGAACCCUGUGUCAUCGAUGGCCAUGUUGUUCCUGGCGGGACAUUGGUGGCUAUCAGCGCGUACUGCCUUAUGCACAACGAGGCGUACUUCCCCGAGCCGUUCGCCUUCCGGCCUGAGCGCUGGCUCGACAAGACUGAUCCUGAUAGACUGGCGAGAAUGGAGGAGGCCUUCAUCCCCUUUUCGUUUGGCGACACCGCGUGUCUGGGCAAGGCGAUGGCGUACAUGGAAAUUAGCUUGGUCCUGGCAAAGACGCUCUGGUAUUUCGACUUCAAGAAGGCGCUUGGAGAAUCGGGGAAGCUGGGUGGUGGUGGUCCGGGGGGGUGGGAUGGGGGCUUGCGCGAUCGCGUGGACGAGUUUCAGUUGUAUGAUGCUUUUGUGGGUGAGCAUGACGGACCCAAUCUUACUUUCAUCCCUAGAGAAAUGUUUUAG